Messenger RNA from Daucus carota subsp. sativus, 2729 nucleotides. RefSeq names its product zinc finger CCCH domain-containing protein 24. Gene Ontology annotation, molecular function: RNA binding; RNA methyltransferase activity; metal ion binding. Gene Ontology annotation, biological process: RNA processing. The record is from RefSeq and is a predicted model, not a curated record. Bases 91 to 2595 code for a protein of 834 amino acids. Lineage: Eukaryota; Viridiplantae; Streptophyta; Magnoliopsida; Apiales; Apiaceae. The transcript is spliced from 14 exons.
UGCGUAAUCUCCAAAACCAUAAACCCCCGUAACCUGACGCCAGUCUCCGCCCUUGCUCUCCCAUCUCAAACUCUAAACCCUAAGUCUCCAAUGGACGGCCAGGAUUCCAUCUCCGACCAACCAAUUGUCUCCCCACCAGCACCGCCGGCACAACCCGAACCCGAGUCCACCCAACCACCCGCCCCCGUACCCGAACCCGGCGAGAAGCGCAAACAACCCGAACCCGACUCCGCCCCGACCCCACCACCGCCGGAAAAGUCAAAGCACCCGCUGUGGAAAACGAGUUUGUGCUCGUACUUUCGUCGAACAGGUGGUGAGUGUAGCCACGGCGAGACGUGUCGAUAUGCGCAUAGCGAAGAGGAGCUGAGACAACGGCCGGAUAACACGUGGGACCCGACAUCCGAGAGGGGGAAGAAGAUGAAGGUUGAGAACGGGGAGAGUGUAGAGGUCAAGAGAGGAACUGAUGAGGUUUCGAUUACCGAGGCGAUUGGAGAGGAUUGCUGUUCUGACAAUGUGUUGGAGAAGUGUUUAAUUAAUUUGCCGAUGAGGUGGAGUUCUGAUAAUUUACGCAGCUUCCUUACUGAUAAUGGAGUUCACUUUAAAUCAGCCAAGAAGAGGAAGGGCAUGCUUGUUGGAUUUGUGAGUUUUGAGACCGCUGAACAAGUGAAAAGUGCAGUUGAGGAGUUGAAUGGCAAAUCCAUUGGGAACAAGGAUCUGAAGAUUGUAGAUGCCACCCCGAGGGCCUAUGAGAAAAGGAAAGCAGGGGAAAUUUCUCUCCCACAGAGUACUCAAAAUACUUCUGAAAACUCGGACGCCCCCAAAUCUUCUAUUGGUGUUGAUAACACUGACUCUAAUGAUGACAAUAUGACUGUGGAGAGUACAGUCUCGAAGAGUAGAAGUGCACGUGACUCAGUGACACCACUUGCUCACAUGUCCUAUGUUGAUCAGCUGGAGCACAAGAAGAGUUCUUUAACUCAAAUGCUUAAGAAACUAACUCGAAAUGCACGUAAAGCAUGUCCAAAUGGCGUUUCACUUCCAGAAUGGAUUCUUAAUUCUAGGGAAAUCGGUGGCCUUGCAUGCAAGCUUGAAGGUAUAGUUGAAUCACCACUUGUUAGUGGUUACCGAAACAAGUGUGAAUUCUCUGUUGGCUAUUCUUUACAGGCUAAAGUUACUGUUGGAUUUUCGCUUGGAAAUUUCAGGGAGGGUGUGAUAGCAGUUGAAGAACCUCUGAAUUGUCCAAAUGUUUCAAAAAUUGCCUGUAAAUAUGCCGCCAUAUUUCAAGAAUUUCUGCAGCAUUCGGAGUUACCAAUCUGGAACAGAUUAAAUAACACUGGAUUUUGGCGUCAGCUCACUGUCCGAGAAGGCAGGAAGCCUGGGCAGAGCACUGAAGUUGAAGAUUCUGAAGCCCAUAUUGCGGAAGUCUUGCUCAUGGUUCAGAUCUGUUUUCUUGUCUUGUGUGUGAGUUUUCAGGUUUCCACAGCAGGAUUUGAUGAUGGAAUGGUAAAUGGUGAAUUCGAGAAGAUGACUAAUGCAUUUGCUACAGGAGCUUCAGCGAAUACUCCUCCAUUGCCUCUAACUGCUUUGUUAAUUCAGGAUCAUACCGGAAUAUCAAACGUAGCUCCAGCGGAUGCGCCAUUGCGCUCUUUAACUAUUCCAAAUGAAAAGAGUGAAACUAGACAAGACGAUGUGAAAGAUGUUGUGGAAGCAAGGAUUCAUGAUUAUAUUAGCAAUCUUCAGUUUUGUAUAUCUGCAACAGCUUUUUUCCAGGUGAACACCCUUGCGGCAGAGAAGCUCUAUUCUCUUGCUGGGGAUUGGGCUGGUCUGGGUCCUGAUACCUUGCUCUUUGAUAUCUGCUGUGGCACGGGUACCAUUGGCCUAACAUUAGCUCAUCGUGUUGGUAUGGUUGUGGGGAUUGAGAUGAAUGCCUCAGCUGUUUCAGAUGCUAUUCGCAAUGCUGAGAUUAAUGGGAUAAAGAACUGCAGAUUUGUCUGUUCGAAGGCAGAAGACGCGCUGGGGUCUCUUUUGAAAGAGUAUUUAAAAAUGCAUCAGAAACCCGUCGAUGUUCCACAAAUUGAUGAUGUUACAGUUCAUGGGGAAGUUACUCAUACUGAGAAUGCAACAGACACAAAAGAGAACUUGAUCAUUGAGCUAGAAAAUUGUGAUGGUGCCCCCAAGUGUGACACAAAUGGAGGCCAGAAAAGUGAUUCACAACAGAGUUGCAGUUCAGCAACUGCUAAACCUGUGCAGUAUUUUAAGAAUGUUGUUGCUAUUGUUGAUCCUCCGCGUGUUGGACUUCAUCCUACCGUGAUUAAAGCUUUGAGAACUCAUCCACAUUUACGGAGGCUUGUAUACAUAUCUUGCAAUCCUGAAAGUUUAGUGGCCAAUGCUAUUGAGCUAUGCACACCAUCUUUUGAUAAAACUGAAAAGGGGAAUAAAAAUAAUAGAGGUUGGAGAAAUAUGAGCAGUGCUGGUUUGGCACGCCAUCGUGCCAAAUCUAUGCCCAAUUCAGAGCCUUUCCAGCCAAUAAAAGCAAUGGCGGUUGAUCUUUUCCCUCAUACUCCGCAUUGUGAGCUGGUUAUGCUUUUGGAGAGGUAAGAUACACUCAUAAGCUAUGUUAUGUGGCAGAUUUUUGAUAGAGUUUGGAUGCAGAACCAAUAAUUGUUUAUUUGUUAAAAUGUUGCUAUAAUAUUUUAUUAUAAUGAAAAUUUAUUCCUUCAUGCGUAAAAUAA